AUGGUUCAAUGGCAUUGUCAAUACUGCGGCCCCACUGAGGCAGAGACUGAUGAGCGAAUGGGUCACAUCGUUUGUCUGGAAUGUGGUGCAGUUUUGGAAGAAAAUACUAUUGUUUCGGAAGUCACAUUUUCUGAGACAUCUAAAGGCUCUGCAAUCGCUGAUGGCUUUCAACUUUCUACCGGACAGGCUCGUGCAUCCAAUCGUGGUACUUUUGGUCUUAUUCGAACAGGCGGUCAGGAAUCUCGUGAACAAACACUACAAAAUGGCCAUCGUCGCAUUCAAGAAGUUGCAAAUCAACCCCAGAUUCGAAUGAAUGAACGUUUGGUUGGUCAUGCACGCAGAUUCUUCAAUGUUGCUGUGGUUAAUAAUUUCACAAAAGGCCGGAAAUCUGGAAAUGUUGUUGCUGCAUGUCUCUAUAUCGUAUGCCGACUGGAGAAAACUGCUCAUAUGCUGAUUGACUUUGCCGAUGCAUUAUCUACAAACGUAUACCAAGUGGGUGCCACAUUUCUUGCAUUAUGCAAAAUUUCUGGUGUUGAUAAAAUGCCGUUGGUGGAUCCAUCGCUUUAUAUUUCCAGAUUUGCUGCAAAACUCGAUUUUGGAGAGGACACUCAAAAUAUUGUAAAAGAUGCAAAUCGACUUGUGCAGCGCAUGUGUCGAGACUGGAUGCAGACAGGGAGACGACCUGCUGGAAUUUGUGCUGCAAGUCUUUUUGUUGCUUCACGAAUGCACAAUCACAAUCGCACAAUUAGAGAAAUUAUCUUGGUAGUGAAAAUCUGCGAAGCUACAUUGCGGCGAAGACUUAGGGAGUUUCGUGAAACACCUUCAAGUAAUCUCUCUGUCCAGGAUUUUCAAACCAUUUGGCUUGAAGGAGAAAGGGAUCCGCCCUCAUUUGCACCACCCAAAACUCGUAAACACGAACCAGCGAGCCAAUUGUUUGAAGACAGUAAUGGUGAUUCAAAAGCAAAAAUAGAGCAAGCAUUCAGCUCUUUAAAAGAAUCCGUGUUGGCUGGGGAUGAUGACGAAGAUUUGGAAGAUUUGAAUGAACAGCAACUCUUGAGCUUUGAACAGAGUCUUAUACAGGUCUACAACAAAACAGAGGCUGAUGCUACUCACCAGAUCCAUUACUCUGAUAAUCUCUCAGAUCUGGAUGACGACCAAGAGAUUCAAGCCAUGAUUGAUGUUACUCCUGAAGAAGUAGAAUUUAAAGAGGCUAUUUGGACCGAAGAAAAUAAGGAAUGGAUUUUGCGACAACAAGCCAAGGCUGCAUUAGGCAUUGGUCUAGCUGAAUCUGAAAAGCGUAAGCCCAAAAAGAGACCUAGGGUUAUUCGAUCGUACGAGGCACCUACUGCAGCAGAGGCUGCCAAAAAUCUGGUCAUGUCCAAGCCUACACUUUCUAAAAAAAUUAAUUAUGGUGUUUUGGAAACGCUGUUUGAAAAGACGGAGAAAUCUGAAAACGAGUCUACAAACGGUAUUUGA
Molecule: messenger RNA, 1476 nt
Organism: Batrachochytrium dendrobatidis JAM81
Lineage: Eukaryota; Fungi; Chytridiomycota; Chytridiomycetes; Rhizophydiales
Product: transcription factor TFIIIB subunit BRF1
Exons: 8
Coding region: 1-1476 (491 amino acids)
Biological process (GO): DNA-templated transcription initiation; transcription preinitiation complex assembly; transcription by RNA polymerase III
Cellular component (GO): transcription preinitiation complex; nucleus; transcription factor TFIIIB complex
Molecular function (GO): RNA polymerase III general transcription initiation factor activity; RNA polymerase III type 3 promoter sequence-specific DNA binding; TBP-class protein binding
Source: RefSeq, a predicted model, not a curated record